Messenger RNA from Nothobranchius furzeri (turquoise killifish), 3135 nucleotides. It is a transcript of the gene rasef, whose product is annotated as RAS and EF-hand domain containing. Gene Ontology annotation, molecular function: calcium ion binding; GDP binding; GTP binding. The record is from RefSeq and is a predicted model, not a curated record. Gene Ontology annotation, cellular component: cytosol; perinuclear region of cytoplasm. Lineage: Eukaryota; Metazoa; Chordata; Actinopteri; Cyprinodontiformes; Nothobranchiidae. Gene Ontology annotation, biological process: vesicle-mediated transport.
CUCAGAGCAGCGGCAUGGGAUGAACAUACUUCUGUAGCUUGUGUCUGUCACACGUUAAUUAUCUUCUGACUUACUUACAUCAGAACCAAAGUGAUGGCAUUAGCAAAAAGAAGGAGCAACGAGGAACCUGCCUGCGUGAGUUUACUCCGUCACUCCCACUACGGGGAAAGUGAAAGGAAGGAUGUGGACAGAGGUGGGGGAGAUAAGUUAGAGGAGUUCAGUGGUUUCAAAGAUAAAGAGGAGGAACGAGGCACUGAUGAUGAAGGAAAUGACUUCUCAACUCUGGAAGAAACAUCAAUCAGCAAGGAGCAGAAGACUUCCAGCCUGCCGCAGCCGCCCAUCAGGGGCAUGAGCGCGGAGGAGACGGGCCGGCUGCGCGCCCUCUUCCGCGCGUACGACGUCGACAAAUCGGGACGGAUUGACAGAAACGAGUUCGUCGCCAUCUGCGCGGAGCUGCAGGUGUCCGCGGCGGAGGCGGACACCAUCUUUAAACGUCUGGACGCGGAUCAGGACGGAACUGUGACCCUGAAGGAGUUCCUCUGCGGCUUUAAGGACAUGGACCCUGCAGCAGGAGACGCGUCCAUCGCCUGGGGAAACUUCCAGAGGAGGCUGGGCGAGCUGGCCAAGUACAUCCCGAGGCACGAGCAGGCCGUCACGUUGUACCAGAACAUCAGCCUGACUGAGCCCAGACUGAUUCCCCAGUUUGAGAAAGUCAUCAUUAACUUUACCAGAGAGAUCAAACAGCAGAACUCAGAGAUGGAGAACCUGGCGCUCGCCAUCAAACGAGCACAGGAUCAAGCGUCGAUGCAGCUCAGUGAGAUGGAGGAGGAGAUGGACCAACGGAUAGAAUCUGCAGAGAGGAAAGCCCGAGAGCAGGAGAAGAAGCAAACAGAAUCCGCCCUGAAUGAAUUACGGAGAAGUUAUGAGACAGAAGUGUGUGAGCUGCAGUGUAAGAUCCAGAGGAUGCAGAUGAUUGAGGAGAAAUACAAAACCAUCACAGUGAAAGAUGAGGGCACCGCUCUGAAGAAGAAGAUCAACGAGCUAACGCUGGAAAACCAGAGAUUAAAACAGGAGCUGCUGAAGUCUCAGACCAAUGUUGCAUGCUUACAGAGCGAUAUGGACUCUCUGAAGACGGAGCUAACAGACCAAAGCAUCAAUUCAGAACGAGACGAGGAGCUCAUGAAGCAUUUCUCAGAUGAGCGAGACAUCCUGGAGAGUCAGAUCGAGAUCUUGAAGAUGGCCAACAGGAAGCUCCACGACAGCAACGACGGGCUGAGAGCUGCUCUGGAGAGGAUCACACGGUCUGGUUCAAGCGGAUCAUCGGAAGGAAUCAAGGAUAGAAACAGGAGUAAAAGCAUCUGCUACACGUCUCAGUACGCACUGCUAGACAGACUGAGUCAGUGUUUGGACGAUUUCCCGCUCUACAACCGCCGGCCCAGCUGUGAAACUCUGGCUUUGGCCAUUUGUGACCCCGGCCUGAGGCGCAGACACGGCAGCGAGUGUGAGGAGGACAGCCUCCCUGAGAUCUACAUGGACAGCGGCCUGUCAACGCUCAGAGGCUCUCACGGAGGCUACGACUCAGAGCAGGAAGGCAAGGCUCAGGAGGAGGAGGAGGAGGAGGAAGAGGAGGAACAGAGGAGGAAGGUUCAGGACAACAACAGUAGCAUCCUGGAAGAAAACUCUGACACCGAGCCUGCAGAAACACAAGACGGAGAAUCAGCGUUCGGGUCGGACACCAGCUCGGUUCUGGACUGGAAACCCAGUGACUCACUAGGUUUGAUCACUCCUCCCGCCCAGACCACUAAGAAAGCAAUCAGUGCCAUCAGCGUUCAGAACGAGGACAAGGAGAGCGCUGACCUUGGCUACAUGACCUCGGAGAAGGCCUACAGGAUCGUGUUAGCAGGAGAUGCGGCGGUGGGAAAGUCCAGCUUCCUGCUUCGUCUCUGCAAGAACGAAUUCAAACUGAACACCAGUGCGACUCUGGGAGUGGACUUCCAGAUGAAGACAUUUAUUGUAGACGGAGAGCCGGUUUUGCUACAGUUAUGGGACACGGCAGGACAGGAGAGGUUUCGCAGCAUCGCCAAGUCUUACUUCCGACGCGCCGACGGCGUGUUGCUCCUGUAUGAUGUCACCUGUGAGAAAAGCUUCCUCAACAUCAGAGAGUGGGUGGAUAUGAUCGAGGACGUGUCCCAGGACGACAUUCCCAUCAUGCUUGUGGGUAAUAAGUGUGAUCUCAGACAGGAUCAGGUGGAGUCUGUUCCUACUAGCUACGGAGAAAAGCUCGCCAUGACAUACAACACUCUGUUCUGUGAAACCAGUGCUAAAGAUGGGUCCAACAUCCUGGAGGCAGUGCUGCACCUGGCCAGGCUGGUGAAGAAGCAUGCAGCGUUGGAGGCGAGAAAAACUCCGCCCCUGCCGAGUUUAGACGCUCCUACAAAUAAAACUAAACUGUCCUGCUGCACCUGAUCCAACUCCUCCCAUCUGGAGCGCCACACCGAACUCGUUACGAGCUGAAUAAGGAACACAAAAUCAGAAACGUGACAGAAACAGCUGCAGGAACGCGAGAGACAUGAGAUUAUCAUUUUAAAUGGGUAAAUCAGUAAAAACGUCAUGCUCUGUGGAUGAUGUUUUAAUUCAUGCUAAUUUUUCCAGAUGUUGCUGAUUAAUUUUCUAGUAUUCAAACAUUUUUUCCCUCAGUGACAAACUUGUUUUCAUGCAAGCAAUUCAUGAAAAGAAAUCUGCAGCUGUGAAGGAGUAAACUGGGUUAAAAGUGGAUUAUCUGUUUGCACAUUGAGGAAUUCAGAAUGUUGUUUUUGAUUUAGGAGUCAGGUUUUUAUUACAUGUGAAACUCUGAUUGCCCAAAAUAAUAGUCAGAGAAAUAUGGAGAAACGUCGAGUCAUGAAUGUUCACACUCUCUUUGUUCUAAAACCACAACAGUGUUACAUUUAUCCUUUUCUUCUCAUAAUUUAUACUUUUGGCACAUUUAUCAGAUCUUUUCUGUCUCCUAAGUUUCAAAACUGAUUUUAUCCUCUAUUAUAAGUGACACAUGUAAAGUAUUCUGUUUAGUUUGAAAUUAGGAAUCUGUUUUGCUAUUUUGAGAUUCUGUUAUGAAAAUAAAUAACUUGUUCCAUGUUA